Molecule: messenger RNA, 1188 nt
Organism: Volvox carteri f. nagariensis
Lineage: Eukaryota; Viridiplantae; Chlorophyta; Chlorophyceae; Chlamydomonadales; Volvocaceae
Exons: 7
Coding region: 1-1188 (395 amino acids)
Source: RefSeq, a predicted model, not a curated record
AUGGAUCCCAUUGGCACCAGCGCUCGGCGGACAGCGCACGCGCACGACGCCGCUGGAGAGGCGCCGCCUAACAAAGCGCGGCGACUGACCGCGGAAAGCGGCGUCGGGCCAAACGGCUCUCUGUCCCAUAGCAACCCCGCAUCCCCGUGCAGCGCUCCCCGCGGUACCAUCACGUCCGACCACGCCGCCAUCGCCGCCAUCGCCGGAAAUGGGUCAGCUGCGGACAGCAGCCUCCUAACCCACAACCAUUCACACUACCAGCAACGCUAUCAGCUCAACUCUGGCGAGGCAGCAGCUGCCGGGAUGGGUCUGGAGGAGGGAGGGCAUGAAAGCCAGCGGCUAGAGGUGGCGCUGGACGAUGGCGGCGAGGAACAAAACCACCGCACCGCCGCCGGUCGCCAAGACGGCGGCGGUAUCAUCAUCGGCGGCAGCGGCGGCGGCGGCGGGUGCGACGACGCGCUGGCAGGACAUCAUCACCACCACAAUGACGCUGACGGCGGAGGCGGGGGCGGAGGCGGAGGCCAUCCUGAGCAAGAGGUGGCGAUAGAGGGGCCUGUGACGGAGACCAUUGCCGCAGGACUUCUCGCUCUGCGCCAGCGUCGCACCGCCAUCGAGCAGCAGGUGAUCGGCAUUGGGUGCGCCAGCGGCCUCAUCUUGUUGGUACAUCACGUUUGCGUCGUUGCCGCACACGUGGCAUUGGACUACUUGGAGGCCACGAAAAAAGACUUUGUUGAGCGGAUGGCAAGGUAUUUGGUUUUCUCGAGGGUUGGUGCUUUUGCCUAUCCACCAAGCCGAAGCAGUAGGCGCACUUCCUGCGCACUGCGGCACACACGGGGCCAGCUCAGCGAUGUGUUGCGUACAGGACUUAAGAGCAACGUGGCAAUGUACUGCAACAGCCAGGUUGCGGAGUGGCGGGAGACCAACGCGAUGACCCAGGAGGCCCUGAGCCGUCUAGAUGCCGCCCGAGCGCUUGUGAGGUCGCUGGGGCUCAACGCCAACAAGGGGGGUAUGCCGCAGGACCAUGAGGACGACGCGGCGGCGGCGGCGGUGCUCUUCGGCGGCGGAAGCGGCGGCCACCAGGGAGUUGGCAUUGGUGAUAUUGGCGAUGGGGUUGGAGGUGGGGAUGGUGGCGAUGGCGGGGGCAGCGGUGUUGGGCUUGGCCAGGACUGUGUGGGGCUAGGAGAGUGA